Messenger RNA from Pelagomonas calceolata, 1185 nucleotides. NCBI's taxonomy places the organism in Eukaryota, Pelagophyceae, Pelagomonadales, Pelagomonadaceae. The record is from the annotation of a GenBank genome assembly.
UAAAAGUAGUGUCUGUUACCCCCUCUACAAAAAGCGCCUAGGAGAACUUCGCCUUCGAGAAGUCCAUCUCGGGGUGCGACUUCAUAAACUUCUCGAGGACGUCCUGCUUGCCCUGCUCGUCGGCCGUCGGCUUGCCCAUGGCCUUCUGGCGCUGGUCGUACAUCAUCUUCUCGACGGUCAUGCGCGUUUCCCCAUCUAAUUCACUGAGUUUGGAAUUUUCGGGCUGGACCUUCUGCGUGUUGAUCUCGGGGUCGCCGACAAUCACGUUCUUCCACCACAUCUGCUUGUCCUCUUUUUGCAGGGCUAUGACGAUCUCCUUCUCGCCUAACUCACCGGGCGCGUCCUCCAGCGUCCAGAAGCAGUCGUCGACGAUGACCUUCUUGUGGAGUUCGCCUUCGAGCGCCGGGGGCUGGCCUUUCAAGCCUACCUUGAUCGACUGCUUGCGGAUGUCUACCACCAACUGCUUGGCCUUCGUGCCACUUGCCAUGGGAAUCUUCAACUCGAGAUCGGCCAGUUGUUGCGUCCAGACGCCCCAGGGCAUGAUGCCACCGUUGCCCGGCGGCGGCGGCUCCUUGUCAUCAUCAUCAUCAUUCGCGUCUUUAUUUUCUUUGUCAUCUUCCGGUUUCUUGACGGGAACGACGGGUUGCACGGGCGCUGGCGGCGGCGUCGACGCGGCCUUGGCGCGCGCGGCUUCCCUUUUGGCUUUGGCGGCAGCUUUCCGUUUCUGCGCCGCGGCCUCGGCGUCCGCAGACAACUUCUUCUUCUGGGCGUUCGUCUUGUCCGCUAAACUCUGGUGCUUCUCGAGCAUCUUGAGAACCAUGUUCUUCGCCUUCUCGUCGUCGCCGGACUGGAAGAAGUCCGUCUUUCGGCGCAUGAACGAGAACAGCGUGUCGAGUAAUGGUUCAAUACCUUGGCACUGCUGCGCAAAAUUCAAGAGCAUGCCGUCGAAGCGCUCGUCCUCGAGCAUGUUCGACAUGGUUUUUGCGAGUUCUGCGGCCGCGGGCGGCUGGUUUUUGUUAAUAGGCUGUGCAGCAAAGCUUGCAAGGCGUGUUGCGCAGCGAUGCAAGCGACGAUUUCAAAGCUGCAGCGCAAGCACGCGACGACGUAGCACUCAGCUAGCUGUCAACUGCAAUCGCUGCGACAGCGAGUGAGCACGGAGCUGAGAUGGGGUUUGCGAAGACGGAG